UCCACUCGUUAUCUUUUACAUUUUUAAAGUUUCUAUUCCUGUGCAUUUGUUGCGAGACGCCUCAGCUGACCCAAGGAACUUCAACAACGAACCCAACCUCUGUCGUCUCGAGAGGAGAAGAGAAGGAGACCCAUGCUGUAAUAUAAUAUCGACACACAUCCGCCAAACGAGACGAGACCAAGAUGGACAAGCUACGGAAAGCCCUAAGCGGGAGAGACAACAGUGAGGAGCAGGAGGAGGAGCGUGGGAACAUUAUCACCCAGACGGAGGACACGCCACUCUUGCGUGUAAUUGACUCAAACAGCCUCAGUUGGAGCACACGGGUUAAAGGGUUUGCAAUUUGCUUUAUCCUUGGUUUCUUGUUUUCUCUCCUUGGCUCUGCGCUGUUCUUCUUGCCCAAGGGAACUAUCUUGUUUGCAAUAUUUUACACCCUGGGCAACGUCAUGGCACUUUCAAGUACAUGCUUCCUGAUGGGACCAGUAAAUCAGUGUAAGAAGAUGUUUGCCAAAACCAGGAUCAUCGCCACCAUCAUCAUGUUUGUUGCCCUCAUCAUGACUUUGAUUGCUGCAUUUGUGGUCCACAAGAAAGCUUUGGCACUGUUGAUGGUGAUGGUGGAGAUACUGCCCAUUCUUAGCUAUACCUGGUAUUCCCUAUCGUACAUCCCAUAUGCUCGUGAUGCUGCCAAGAAGUGUUUUGCUUCCUGUGUCGAUGUCUAAGUGAAUCCUGUUCCUCCUAAGAGGUCAAGUGAUCUCCAAGAAAAACGUUUAUCUGUUUAGAUAUUCUAAACAUGAAGAUUUUCACUGCAAAAAAUAUGUUCUUCCAGUGGUCAUGAAGCAAGAAUGGCUUAAUAUGUUUUGUUAAUUGUUUUUGUUAAUUUAUGAUAAUGAAUAACAAUUUUGUUUAAAAUCAGUAAGGUUACCACACUGACAUUAGGAAUGAGAAUAUCCCCCCCCCCCCCUUUUUUUUUUUUUUUUUUUUUUUUUUUUUUUUUUUUUUUUUUUUUUUUUUUUAAAAUAUGAUAAUGUUUCUUGUUUCAUGAAUGAUAGAUAACUUUGCUCCAUUUUAAAUGAGAUAAAAAUAACCUUUAUUCUUCAAUUCAGUAAUGAUUAACUAUUAGCAUGAGAAUGAUUUUGCAAACUUUAAUGCAGUUUAAUCUUUGGCAAUUUAUUUAUUGAAACUUUAUUUCUGGAAAAUGCUCUUGAAGCACACAUUUGUAGAUAUGCCGUCCUGUAGUGAAAAGUUUUAGAAUGCAUACGUAUCAAUUUCCGUACUGAUGUGAAAAACUGUCACAAUUAUAGUAGACUAAAUAAGGAUCUGAAAGUGGAAAAGAUUAUAUAUACUACUGAUUUGUUUUCAGUUUUUUUUUUUUUUUAUGAUCAGUAUAUAAAUAUAAAAGAAAUGAUAGAUUUAUAUGUAAUUCAGAUAAUUACCAAAUUACUGAUGUGGAUCAUAGUUUGAUAUUUUGAUUUGAUUGUAUGAUAUAUUUUUGUAAAAUCAAAAUCUUGCUAAUGACAAAUUAUAUUAUUUAGGUAUUAUCCUCCAUCCAGGGACAAAUGGCAUUUCUAAUUUUUAUUAAUUGCAGUUGUGCAGUUAGAUAUGGUAGUGAACUAUGAUACAGGAAAUGUGCAUGUGUGUUUAGAAGCAAAAAAACAUGUGCUUAUGGGAACAGGUGUAGAAGAAAAACAUGUAAUAUUGUAAAAGUUUUUAAAUUUUCUAAUAGAAUUACUUGCCUGUUUCAGCUGACUGCAAGCAACAUUUAUCAUUUAAUGUACUGGAUUAUCUAAUAUAGAUAAUUGUUGAUGUAUUUUUGUUGUUACUUUUGUGUCUAAAUAUUUAUAAGCAGGUUAAAGAAGCCUACAAAAUAUUUUUACUAAUUGUUUGUUACCAUUCUCUCAUCUUAUGCAGAGGUAACUCUGAAUUGUUUAGACAAAUGGGAUAUUUUUACACAUUGACUUGCACCCCCCUUACUCACACCCAACUUCUCACCCCCACACAUAUAAAAGCAAACUUGGUGGAGAGUAAAGCAUUAAGUUUUAAGAAUAUUUAUGUUUAAUGUAGACACAUUUUUUUUGCCUCAUUAAAUGUAGAGAAUAACGUUACCAUUGGAUUAGGCACCGUAUUCUAUCAGAGAAUUAUUAGUAUUUUUUUUUUUUUUUUUUUUUUUUUUUUUUUUUUUUUUUUUUUUUUUUUCAAAACUUCAUUGAAAGAAAGAUUUGUGAUUCUUGAAAGUAUUUUGUGAAUGGUAAAAGUGAUUAUUUUUCUAUAUGUGAAAGUAAGAGUACAUUGCCUACAUAUAAAUGUCAACUAUUAUAUAUGUGUAUAUUUUGCCUCAUGUUCCCUUAAUUAUGCCAGAGGUAUUAUAUCUUAUGGCAUUCCAUAGAUAUAAAGAAAAAUAUUGUUGGUUAUCAGUAAACAGAUGUAAAAAAAAAAAUCAAUAAAAAGAAUUGUGAAGAGAGGGUAUUAUCCAGAUUGUCUUUUCUGAAAUUUAGUAUUGAGAAAUUCAAGGCUUUGUCCUGACAACAGUAAAUAAGAAGUUGAUUUUACAAAAAUGUAAAGAUAUUGAUACUCUUAUAUCAAAUAUAUUACUGUUUACAGAACUUAGUCUUGAUUACUCUAGGAAUAAAAAAGGAUUUACAAGAUUAAUGAUUUCUCCCGGAAUGUAAGUUUAGAUAAGUUGGACAAGAGGACUCUUUCUGUGUGCUGUUUUGUGCCUUUGGGAGGGGCCGCUUUGUACAGAUGGCCUCCGCCUUCACUAUUUCUUCCAUACAUCUUGCUCACUGGAUGUUGACACAUUUAUACUUUGCUGCAGGAUAACAACUUAUUGUUCUUGAUAGUGUUUUUAGCAUUAACCAUUGAUAAUGUUUUAUAUGUUUUAUGAAAUCUAUACCAAAGCAUCUGUGCUUGUGUAUCUUGCAUGGAAUAUGAAUGAUUUGUAAUAAUUUCUUAACACCUAGAAAAUUUUCAGUGACAUUAGUGUUGCUAAAAACAAAUAUGGUCAUUUCAUUAUUUAUAAGAAAAAUGUACAGCCUUUAAUUCAUAUAUAUUUGUACAAUGUCAAAUUUUACAAGGCAGGGUCCUAAGUUAUUUACCUGUAAUUUAAACUUGUUUCACUUGCAUUCUAAGAGAACAUCUUAAAGAAGUUAUAAAAGGUGUAAAUCUUUUCAUUUAUGUACAAAUAUAUUAUUGAAAAUA
This is a messenger RNA of Penaeus vannamei (Pacific white shrimp), 3192 nucleotides long. RefSeq names its product vesicle transport protein SFT2A. NCBI's taxonomy places the organism in Eukaryota, Metazoa, Arthropoda, Malacostraca, Decapoda, Penaeidae. Gene Ontology annotation, cellular component: membrane. Gene Ontology annotation, biological process: vesicle-mediated transport. The record is from RefSeq and is a predicted model, not a curated record.